Molecule: messenger RNA, 1848 nt
Organism: Sordaria macrospora k-hell
Lineage: Eukaryota; Fungi; Ascomycota; Sordariomycetes; Sordariales; Sordariaceae
Biological process (GO): pantothenate import across plasma membrane
Cellular component (GO): plasma membrane
Molecular function (GO): pantothenate transmembrane transporter activity
Source: RefSeq, a predicted model, not a curated record
AUGGCCAAACCACCACCGGUUGCCAGCCCUCAUGAUGACGGGCAGGCCACACCACCUCCUCCUCCAUCAACUCAACCUGGCCUCGCCGCUCGUCUCAAAGCCUACUUCCGCCCCGGCACCUCUUCCUCACCCCUCGAACGCAACCUCCUCCUAAAAAUCGACUUCUUCAUCCUAACCUUCUGCUGCCUCUCCUACUUCCUCAACUACCUCGACCGCACCGCCUUGUCAAACGCUUACGUCAGCGGCAUGAAAGAAUCCCUUUCCUUUCGCGGUAACCAACUAAACCAGAUAAAUACUUGUUUCACCAUCGGCUAUGUCCUUGGUCAAAUCCCCAGCAAUUUAUCGUUACACUACGUUGCUCCAAGGAUAUUCUUCCCGGGUAUGAUGGUGUUGUGGGCUGCGCUUACCAUGGUCACGGCGGCGGCGAGGAGGCCGGGGGAUAUCAUGGCUAUUAGGUUCUUUCAGGGGAUAGCGGAGAGCACGACGUUUGUUGGGACUCACUACAUACUGGGGAGCUGGUAUACUGAGAAGGAACUGGGGAAACGGUCGGGGGUGUUCACGGCGAGUGGAUUGGCGGGCACGAUGAUUGGGGGGUUUGUGCAGAGUGGGAUUCAUGGGAGCAUGGAUGGCUUAAGGGGGAUGGAGGGGUGGAGGUGGUUGUUCAUUAUCGACGGGAUCAUUACAUUGCCUGUGGCCAUCUAUGGGUUUUUGUUGUUUCCGGAUACACCAAAAACGACGAGGGCGCCGUAUUUAAGUAGGGAGGAGAGGGAGUUGGCUGUGGCGAGGAUGGUUAAGCAGGGGGAGCCGGAGGUGUCACGAGCUUCGAACGAUACCUUGGUCGAUAACGAAUCUUCGUCGCCGUCCGCCACCGGCCCGGACACAUCCACGGAACAAGCCACGAAGCAACAUGAAGCUGACCACAAGCCCACCUCGCAAGCACAUCCGGACCCAACUGACUCCCACGAGUCCCGUCUCGAGCCUCAACCCACCGCAGCCUCCGCCACCGCCGCCACCGAGUCCUCCCUAACCCGCACCCACCCUUUCUCCCUGAAAUUCCUCUGCUCCCUCUUUUCCAGCUAUCACUUCCCCUCUUUCAUCUUCCUCUGGAUCCUCGCCGGAGAAACCGAGUCCUUCUCUUCCAACGCCCUAUUAUCUCUCUACCUCAAAUCCCACCCUAGCAACCUAUCCCCUUCCCCAUCCAGCCCUUCCCCUCCACCAAAAUACACCGUUUCCCAGCUCAACAACUACCCCACGGGUGUCCCCGCCGUCGGAAUUGUAUCAACCCUCUUCUUCGCCUUCAUCACCGACUUGUACCCAAGUCACAGGUCAAUAGUCGGUUACUUUAUCGGCAUAAUCGGCCUUUUAACCCCGUCCCUCAUCCUCUCCGCCCAAAAAGGACACUUCGGUCCUCCAGCCGGCCAGAGGGCCACAGGCGUAGUUAUGGCCUCUUACUACCUAGCCGGCUCAGUCUACGCGUGCCAAGCAACGUUCUUCGCAUGGGCCAACGACGCAAUGACGCGGGAUGGCAAAGAGGCCGUGUUCAGGGGAGUCGUCCUGGCGGGCAUGAAUCUGGGGAGUAAUGCUGUGAAUGCGUGGUGGAGUAUAUUGUUUUAUGGAGCGGGAAUGGCGCCGUGGUUUGAGAGGGGGAUGUGGGCGAUGAUUGGAACUAGUGUGGCGUUGGCGGGGUGGACGGGGUUUUUGGAGGGGAUGGAGAGGAGGGCUAGGAAGAGGAGGAUGAAGGAGCGGGAGGUUGUGAAAGAGAGGCAGGAGGCGGGGAGGAUACGGGGCGGAGAGGGUGGUGAUGAGCCGGUGAUGGCCGACGAGAAGAAGGGGGUGGCUGAUGCGUGA